Sugiyamaella lignohabitans is the source of this 624-nucleotide messenger RNA. It is a transcript of the gene GAR1, whose product is annotated as H/ACA snoRNP pseudouridylase subunit GAR1. The transcript has a single exon. Lineage: Eukaryota; Fungi; Ascomycota; Dipodascomycetes; Dipodascales; Trichomonascaceae. Gene Ontology annotation, molecular function: box H/ACA snoRNA binding. The record is from RefSeq and is a predicted model, not a curated record. The coding region runs from base 1 to 624 and encodes 207 amino acids. Gene Ontology annotation, biological process: ribosome biogenesis; snoRNA guided rRNA pseudouridine synthesis. Gene Ontology annotation, cellular component: box H/ACA snoRNP complex.
AUGUCUUUCAGAGGAGGACGAGGUGGUGGCCGUGGAGGCGCCGGUGGAUUUGGUGGAAGAGGAGGCAGAUCUUUUUCAGCUCCUCAAGGACCACCUGAUACUGUUGUUGAAAUGGGUGCCUUUUUACACCCUUGCGAAGGUGAUAUUGUUUGCAGAUCUAUCAAUACUAAAAUCCCAUAUUUCAAUGCCCCAAUAUACCUUGAAAACAAGUCUGUUGUUGGAAAAGUCGACGAGAUUCUUGGUCCUUUGAAUGAGGUGUUCUUCACUAUUAAGCCUACCGAAGGCAUUGUAGCUACUUCUUUCAAAGAGGGCGAUAAGUUUUACAUUGGUCCUGAUAAGUUACUUCCUUUAGAACGAUUCUUACCCAAGCCAAAGGUUGCUGGAGCUUCUACACCUAAGAAGCCUUCCGGAGGUCGUGGCGGCUUCGCUGGUGGUCGUGGUGGUCGCGGCGGUUUUGGCCGUGGCGGUGCUUUCCGUGGUGGUCCCGGAGGUGGCCGUGGUGGUAGUCGUGGCGGAUUUGGUGGUGGUCGCGGUGGCUCUAGAGGUGGAUUUGGCGGUGGAUUUGGUGGUGGUCGUGGCGGCUCCAGAGGUGGUUUCGGUGGUGGACGAGGGGGUAGAUUUUAA